Molecule: messenger RNA, 1297 nt
Organism: Suillus subaureus
Lineage: Eukaryota; Fungi; Basidiomycota; Agaricomycetes; Boletales; Suillaceae
Exons: 6
Coding region: 1-894 (297 amino acids)
Cellular component (GO): intracellular anatomical structure
Molecular function (GO): oxidoreductase activity, acting on NAD(P)H, oxygen as acceptor
Source: RefSeq, a predicted model, not a curated record
AUGAAGCGAAAACUGAAUCUUCCCAUAGUUCCAAAUUCUCAGCUCAAUCUGCAUCCCCUCUCGGCUGCUGCAGAUUCAUCCAUCACACCAAAGCCCAAGAUCUUUGAUGAGUUCGCGUUAACCGAUCGCGUUGGGCUUGUCUCUGGCGGAAAUAGGGGCCUCGGCCUGGAAAUGGCUCUUGCAUGUUGCGAAGCUGGUGCACGUGUCGUAUACUGCUUCGAUCUUCCAGAAAAGCCGUCAGAUGAAUGGACUGCAAGCAGAGAUUAUGUCGCGAAGCUAGGGAAUAACUCGCGGCUGGAGUAUUUCAGCGCGAAUGUCACUAAUCAGCAGGCGCUUUGGAAGAAGACGGAGGAGAUUGGUGAUAUAGAGGGAAGAAUGGACUUUUGUGUCGCUGCGGCUGGUAUUCUCAGGUCAGGCACAGACUGCUUGGAAUACCCGGCGCAGGAGUACAGAGAGGUCCUGGAUGUCAACACUAAUGGCGUCCUCUUCACUGCGCAGGCUGCUGGCAGACAAAUGUCGCGCUUCGGACGCGGUGGCAGCAUCAUUCUUAUUGCAUCAAUGUCGGGCAGUAUCACUAACAGAGGCCAUGCCUGGGUAUCGUACAACAGCUCCAAAGCAGCUGUCCUGCAGAUGGCUCGUAGCAUGGCUUGCGAGCUUGGCGAAAAGAAUAUUCGCGCCAACUCGCUGUCUCCAGGGUAUAUCUACACCAGUAUGACUGCGGCAUUUCUGGACAAACAACCGCACCUCUUCGAUGUGUGGUCUAGUAUGAACCCUCUGGGUCGGCUCGGACGCCCCGACGAGUUGCGCGGUGUAGUGACGUGGCUGGCAUCUAAUGCAUCAACAUUCUGCACGGGUAGCGAUAUUAUCGUUAGCGGUGGUCACCACUCCUGGUAAUGGAACACUCAAGGAAGAAGGGCUUGUAGGAUAUAUGAAUGGAAGGCUUGUUGUAUCUGUAGAGAAACCAGACUUGAACCUCGCAUAGCAAGUCACAAAAGGGAUUGCUGGGGUGCAUACUAAUCUGCAGGUUGAUUUUCAACAAGCGAACCAGCAGCCUCGAGCGUGGGUAGGAUGGAAAUCUCUUUGCGAGCCGCAGCGUUGUCGGUCUAUUCUACACGGCAGCGAGCACGUUAUCUCCGCAGUUGACCGCAAAUUUGCUCCACCGUGGUUAGUACUUGGUGAUCACCACUCGUGGCAAAGUAGAUAGAGGAACAAAUUAUUAAGCAGGUUUCGAACCUGCAACAGAUUUCUGUCCUGUGCAGAUGGAUUGACAGUAGAAUCACAUAGGAUUAGCAGUCAU